AUGAGCUACUAUCCUCCAGCUGCUGGGGGGUACGGACGGCCACCACCACCACCACCACCACCACCACAGCAGUAUCCCCCUCCUCAUGCUGUCUAUCCGCCCGUCAAUUCAGCUCCCCCGGCGCCGUACUAUCCUCCUGGCCCACCGCGGCCAGAUGUUCGACCAGCUCCCCCUCCGCCUAUGCCCGCCUAUCCACGGUAUGAUGCGCCAUAUGCCGAGUCAUCGCACGCUGGAGACUUUGGCGACAGAGGGGGUGGAGGCAGAGGUAGGGGAGGCAGAAGAGGUGAUCGUGGAGGUAGACAAAGUCCCGAUGGUCGACGACCCCUCGGUGCCCGCGAUCACGACUUGGAAGCUCGACUGGCAAAGGAACGUAAAUGCAGGACGCUGUUUGUGAGAAACGUCUCGUAUGACGCGGAUCUCGCUCGACUCAGGACAUCGUUUGCAGAGCACGGCGAGAUCAAAGAAUUUUUCGACCUCGUUUCGAAGCGGGGGAUGGUGUUUGUCACCUACUUUGAUCUCCGGGCAGCGGAAAAGGCUCGCGAUGCAACUCAUGGGAUACAUAUCAAGGGUCGUCCUAUCGACGUGCAUUACUCGUUGCCUCGGCCGGAAGAUCAGAAUGCGAGGUGUGACAGGGACAAGAAUCAAGGAUCUAUCCUCGUGACGCUUCACGGGCAGCGAAAUCUCGAUGAGUAUGAGUUGCGGCGGGCGGGGGAGAGAUUUGGGGAGAUGCGCAUGGUUCGGCCGUGCAGGGAUGCAAAUCAAAAAGUGGUCGAGUUCUUUGACAGUCGUGGUGCGGCUCUCUUUGUCGAUCGCAUGGGCGAUCAACCGUUCAUGGGCGGGACGUUGGAACUGCGAUUCGUCUGGGACGAGCUGGAUAGUCAUCUGCCCCCACCUCCAGCGACAGAACGACCUCCGCCACGGACGGAUGCAAAGCCUUUUCGAAGUGGUCAAGGGCCUGGAUACGGAGAAGUCAGAGGAAGAAGGCCGGAUCGACGAUCGCCCGAGAGACAAGCUCUGCCGAGGUAUGGCGAGGCGGCGGUGGCAGCGGCGGCGCCGCCUGGUGAUGAUAGGUUGGAGCAGGCAAGGAGGGUUCAGGAGUUGUUGGCCUCGCUGGGGAGUGCGGCACCGGCACCGGCACCGGCACCGGCACCGGCACCUGCACCACCCCCUCCUCGUCCCUAUGCGGCGGACCCACGACAGGCAUACAGGCCUCCGCCACAGUCAUAUGCACCCUACACCCAGCCUUAUCGACCUCCUCCUCCUCCCCCGGCGCCAUAUGCCAGACCACCUGGACCCCCGGGCGAUGUGAAUUCGCUUCUGGCCAUGCUUGGGAGGCCGGGCAAUUAGGUAGAGAUGAUGUGGGAACAAGGACGUAGAAGCGAGCAGCCCCUGCCAAGAUUGCAAGCAUCCUCAUACAACCAACUCCUGGACCCACGUAGGUGGAGGCAGCAGGCUUUAACACCGCUCAGGCUCACCGCCCGGGUUUCACCACCGCCACCCCGACAUGUAUAAUUGGGGCGGGAAGGGUUUUUUUAAACCCAGA
This is a messenger RNA of Kockovaella imperatae, 1543 nucleotides long. RefSeq lists its product as hypothetical. The record is from RefSeq and is a predicted model, not a curated record. NCBI's taxonomy places the organism in Eukaryota, Fungi, Basidiomycota, Tremellomycetes, Tremellales, Cuniculitremaceae. The coding region runs from base 1 to 1347 and encodes 448 amino acids. Gene Ontology annotation, molecular function: RNA binding. The transcript is spliced from 6 exons.